CAUCAUUAGAGAGCAAAGUGAGUUGUUCUUGUAGGCCACUAUAUUGGACAAACAUAUAUCAUUACAGUCCACCUCUGUUCCCCUCGUAAACUCCAGAUUAAGCUUCUUGAGUAGUAUAAAUCCUAGGAAAUUAAAACUAAAGCUACUACCUUAUCAAGAAUGUCUAAGAUUCAUCCGGAUGCAGAGAACAACAGAGAAUAUAAUGAUCAUGUGGAGUCGAAGGAAUGUAUUGGUGAUGGUCAUUUGCUCACCGUGUGGAAGAGAUCAAGCAUGAGUUUUCAGGGGACUGAUGGAUUCACUGUUUUUGAUCAACAUGGAAGAUUGGUUUUCCGGGUCGAUAACUACUCGAGGAAGAACGGGUUUGUUGCAGGUGGAGGUCUUGUUCUCAUGGACGGAGCUGGAAAUGCUUUGCUAACUUUGAAAACUCAGAUACUGAGGGUGCAAACCCAGUGGGAUGCAUACAGAGGAGAUCAAAAUGAAUGUGGGAGGAGUUCCAAUAAGUCCAUAGUAUUCUCAAUGAGGAGCUCCUCCUCGGGGCUUUUCCGCAACAGGAAAGACGCGACAGAUGUGUUCAUGGGAGGAGUUCGAAGGCAGAACCAGACACCAGAGUACAGGAUUGAGGGAUCUUUUAGGGCAAGAGAUUGCAAAAUCAGGAAGGCAAGUGGACAAGUGGUUGCCAGAAUGGCUAGGAAGAGAGUGAACACCACAGUCUUGCUAAACAGUGAUGUGUUUAGCCUAUUUGUUCAACCGGGUUUUGACGCUGAGCUUGUUAUGGCCUUUGUGAUUAUACUAGAUCGUAUGUCCAGUAAGCCUUUUACCCCGCUUUUGUGUUCUUGAUCAUUCUUGAAUAUAUGUACAUGUACAGAGAAAAGAGGAAAGAAAGUAGACUAAAGCCAUUCACACAAUCUUAUACCAUGUCUUUGUACCACAGCAUGUAGCAUAUAUUGAGUCAACUC
This is a messenger RNA of Tripterygium wilfordii, 956 nucleotides long. Its product is annotated as protein LURP-one-related 5-like. The coding region runs from base 160 to 837 and encodes 225 amino acids. The record is from RefSeq and is a predicted model, not a curated record. Lineage: Eukaryota; Viridiplantae; Streptophyta; Magnoliopsida; Celastrales; Celastraceae. The transcript is spliced from 2 exons.